AUGGAGUCAGAUCAUCACGGAAAAUUGAAUGGGAUGGGGGUAUUGAACGGAAAAGAUGACUAUGCAAUCAGCAUUGACCCCAUUACACUUACUGUGAACGAAUGCAUGAUCAUGGUAUCGGCCAUGAGGCGAUCCAACAGGUGGUCGUCUGGUGGGGUUUCUUCAUUGUUCAAUGCUGGUGAGCUUUUUGGAACCAAUGACGAUGACGAUACAUUUUCAGAUAGUUUGGAUAUCUCGUCCAUUUUGAAUAAUCAUAGCUCAAGUAAUGACAAGAGUAAUGAGUCCAACAAUGUUGGUGGGAGUUUCAAUAAGCACUUGCAGGGCAAUCCUUUACUUUCGUCCUUUCUACAGUUGCGUUCGAUUCUUUUGGAGUCGCAGAAUGUUUUUGACAUUGACAGCUUGACCAUCCUACAACCAUUCUUGCUAGUCAUCAAGUCAUCGUCAACGUCUGGGUUUGUCACUGGACUUGCUUUGAACGCAGUCUCGAAAUUUAUCACCUAUGGUGUCGUAUCAACAAGGUCAAAAAAUUUGCAAACUUCUUUGAUUCAAAUCGUGUCUUCACUAACUCAUUGCCGGUUUGAAGCAGCAGAACAAAGCGCUGAUGAUGCUGUUUUGUUGAGAGUUUUGCGCUUGUUAGAGAAGCUUAUGGAGAGCCCUCUCGCUUAUUUACUUGCAGAUGACAGCGUGUCUGAAAUUGUUCAAACCUCCUUAUCUUUGGCCUGCAACAAGAAGAGAAGUGAAGUGUUGAGAAGAGGAGCAGAGAUGUCGUUGGCCUCGAUCACUGUUGUUAUAUUCAGAAAGCUUAGAGAGAUUGAACCUGACAAGGAGAUUGCCAUUGAUCUUCAAACAAACUUUACUGACACAAAACUUCCAGAAGAUACAAUCGGGGGUACUCUUGCUGAGAAUCUACAAGCAAAUGUCUCUCAGGAGCAAUUUGCCGUCAAUAAGGAUCCACAAGAAGAACAAGCAUUUGAAAACAAGUUGGAGCCCUCAUUUGGAAUCAAAUGCAUCAACGAAUUCCUUGGAAUAUUGGUGUCAAUAAUAUCCCCUUCCAACCAGUAUCAGCAUAUGGAGAGUACAAGGGUGUUUGCAUUGUCGCUAAUCAAUACGGCUGUUGAAGUUGCUGGGUCUCAAAUAUCGAAGCAUUUGUCUUUGCUAACAAUGAUUGCGGAUCCUGUUUCGAAGCAUGUAUUACAAAUUAUAACCACUACCGAGUCAUUGGCGUUGUUGAAACCUGCUCUUCAAUUAUUUUCCACGAUAUCGAUUGUUUUGGGAAACGAAUUGAGGCCACAAUUUGAGCUCUCGAUGAUAUUGAUUUCAAGGUCUAUUUUACCAAGGCAAAGUAAGAGAAAAGGAGAUCAAACAAAAGGAGAUAACCUUCAAACUAGAUCGCCGGUCUCGAGGGAACUACUCUUGGAGUCUUUGAGCUUGCUAUGGUCUCGCAGUCCCACAUUUUUUACUGAGCUAUACGUUGAUUUUGAUUGCGAUUUUGACAAGUCGAAUCUUGCAGUGGAUACCAUCAAGUUCCUCUGUCAAUUAUCGUUACCCGAGUCGGCACUUAAUACAACAGUCAAUGUUCCGCCAUUGUGUUUAGAAGGAGUCUUGCAUUUCCUCAAUGGAGUGAGUGAAAGGUCGAAAACGUUUCGCCAUGCUGAAAAACCAGCUUCCGCAAACACUCGACUUGACAAGAAGCAAAAGAAAAGUGCAUUUAUUGAGUGUACUGAGGUCAUUAAUAAGAAACCCAAGGAUGGCAUUAAGCGUUUAGUCAGUGAGAGUUUUAUUAGCGACGAAAAUGAUGUCGGCGAAGUUGCUAAUUUCUUCUUUACAAAAGCAGGAAGAUUAGACAAAAAAAUGUUGGGAGAGUUCUUAGCUAAGCCUUCGAACUCUGAUCUACUCAAGCAUUUUAUUGGCUUGUUUGAUUUUGAGGGUUUGAGAGUCGAUGAAGCUCUUCGAGUCUUGUUGAAAACAUUCAGACUUCCUGGAGAGUCUCAGCAAAUCGAACGGAUUGUUGAAUCAUUUGCUCAGACUUACGUUGCUUGUCAGAAGGAUGGUUUGCGUGAAAACAGGCCUCCCCAGUUUGUUGACGCUGAAGGAGUAGAUGUGGAAGAAGACAAGUCAGAAGUGGUGAAACCAGAUAAAGAUUCUGUCUUUAUCUUAUCUUAUUCCAUUAUUAUGUUAAACACUGAUUUGCACAAUCCACAAGUUAAGCGCCAGAUGCUCUUGGAUGACUAUAAGCGGAACUUAAGAGGCACUUAUAACGGUACAGAUUUUCCAGAAUGGUACCUUGCGAAAAUCUAUCUGUCCAUAAAGGACCGAGAAAUCAUUAUGCCGGAAGAGCACCACGGCACCGAGAAGUGGUUUGAUGACGUUUGGCACAACUUGAUUUCAACUCAAGAUUUCACACAAAGCACACAUGAAAUCUUGGAAAGCUCCUCCGUCUGCGAGUUUGACAAGGAACUAUUUAAAUCAGUAUUCACGGAUAUAGUUGACAUGAUCUUGACCAUCUAUAAAGGGGCCUCGGAUGAUCACGUGUUGACGAGAUUGAUGUCUUCAUUGGACAAGAUAUUCAACAUCUGCCUAGCAUACGGUAUGGAAGAAGAACUUGAUGGUUUAACUUACAGACUAAUUGAGAUGUCCAAUCUAACAAAAACAAAGUUGCAGAAAGUGUAUGUGGAUGAUAACAUUCGUCCUGAAAUUCCCAUCACUCAAAUCAAAAUUGAGGGUAGAAAAGGUGACUUGUAUGUUAGUGAGUUAUCAGUGUGGUUCGGACGUAACUUUAAGGCGCAAUUGGCAGCGGUUAUGUUAUUUAGAUUGAUAAAAAAGACCAAUUGCAAGAUCACUAAAUCAUGGGACAAGAUUAUUGAGAUUUUUAUGAACUUGUUCGAGAAUUGUUUGAUUGAGCCGAAUAUGUUUACCGAAUUCCAGAGAAAGAUUCAACUUGGGCCUUUACCAAAGGUGCCACCAAUCUUUGCGAUCAAAAAGGCAAAAGCUUUAAACAAUUCAGGUCUUUUGUCAACCUUCUCAUCUUUUCUAAAAGGGUACUCUGACGAUCCACCUGAGCCCACCGACAUCGAAAUCGAAUCUACAAUCUCAACUAUGGACUGCUUAAAGUCGCUUAAUGUUUCGAACGUAUUCUCAAUCAUGUCAAAGAGCGGGCAGGCAAAUUUGGAAAAAUUUAUAAACUUGUUGCUUGCGUCACUUCCAAACUACUCAGAAGAAGUCAAGCGAGUUUACGAGUCAGAGACUUUGUUUAUUCUUGAGACAUGUGUUUGCUUUUCGUUGUUGUUGAAUGAUGAGCGUUUACUGCAUGUUGUUUUGAGCAAACUCAAAAACCAUCAGUUGAGUGGCCUUGGUGAGUUGAGAUUGAUUGCGUACAAGUUGCUUUUGCUAAGAUACUGUGAGGAUGAAACAGAGUUGAUUGCCACUGUAACACGUGCUGGUUCUAUUGAUAGGGAUCUUGCAAGCAAGUACGGAACCCAGAUUGUGCAGCCAUUGAUGUCAUUGACUGAUGAAGAUUCCUGGUGCUGCAAGAUCUUGCUCAAGGAGGAGUCAUACUGGAACACCAUGCGAUUCUAUGGGUCGUUGCAGGCCCAUGCAUUUGAUAUAGUACCCUUUCUCGAUGCGCUCAUCAAGAGUUCAGAGCAAGAAAUCACCCCUGAAAAUUUCCUUCCUAUUUUGGGACUUUUGGAUGAAAUCUCUUCAUUGGGUGCCAUUGGAUCACAGUAUGAAUGUGAAAACGCGGCUUCGGCAGCCAAAAGUGGUGAUGAUCUGUACUAUAGGGAAGUCAUUACCCUUUCGAAAAAUUCGAUUGACUUGACUUCCACUUUAGCGGCGAUGCUGAAGGGGGACAGCUUUCAAAAGCGGGAUUUGUUUUACUCUGCAGUACAAGCAUUGGCACACCAGUGUUUUAACCCAUGCAAAGAAGUGAGAGAGUAUUCCGUAAAGGCUCUCUCCACCACGGUAUUGUCCUUUGAUGUUGAUCGUAAAGAAGCAUUCAAUGGUAUUUUUGAAUGCGGACUUUUCCCCUUGCUAGCAGAGCUAACCAAGCCUGAGGUUUUCCAAGGAGGUGUAAAUGGGUUUGAUAAAACGUACAGUGAGAUUUUUCGUCUUCUUUGCAAAGUGUUUUUGAAGCAGGUUGACGACUUGGAUGUUGAAACUACUGGGAAGGUGUGGACCGAUCUUUUGGGUGGUGUUGAGAAGUUCCACUCUGCCAAUUCAAAGUUUUUGACACCCGAGUUGACCGAAUCUACAUCAGAAAGUUUGAAGAACUUGUUGUUGGUGUUGCAAACGAAUGGGUUCUUGUCUGAGAAGAAUCCUGAGAUUGUUGAAACCACUACAGAGAAGGUGGAGAAAUUGUUUCCGCAUUUGAUUGGAGAGUUGCAUGUGCAACCAGAAAAGAGGGCUAGUGGAGAACCGCAUGCGCAACCAGAACAAGAAGUUAGUGCAACUGAUGAUUGA
Molecule: messenger RNA, 4458 nt
Organism: Lodderomyces theae
Lineage: Eukaryota; Fungi; Ascomycota; Pichiomycetes; Serinales; Debaryomycetaceae
Gene: GEA2
Product: Arf family guanine nucleotide exchange factor
Exons: 1
Coding region: 1-4458 (1485 amino acids)
Biological process (GO): regulation of ARF protein signal transduction
Molecular function (GO): guanyl-nucleotide exchange factor activity
Source: RefSeq, a predicted model, not a curated record